AUGGUGGUAACUUUAGAUAGAAUAUUCAGACAAGAUGGAGAAAAUAUCCAACAACAAAGAUUUCGUCAACUUUUGACAAAUCUAAGAGAUGCAAACCCAAUAAUUGAUGAUUGGGAGUUGCUUAUGAUGAGAAUCCCUAUUAAUUUAAAUGUUGCAACCAAUGAGGAGUUUGACAAUGCCAUCCAUUUGUUCUCUACUAAUGACAAUGUCCAUAAUCAUAACAAGAGAAUGUUGUAUUCCUUGAGGCAUCCUGUUGCACGCAGUGUUGCAACAAAGGUAGGAAGUGUUAAUGCAAUAGAAGAUUGUUCAGAUGAUGAACUUGAUCUAGAGUUAUUGAUUAGCAAUAAUUCAAGGGUGAUGUUGACUUCAAAUCUAUGGACAAAGGCCGGUCUUGUAAAUGGAGCUCUAGGGUAUAUUCGAAAGAUUGUCUACAAACCAGGAAGUGCUCCUCCUGAACCACCUACAUAUGUGAUGGCUGAAUUUGAUAAUUAUUUUGGAAUACCAUUUGAUGAUCAUCAUCCAAAUACAAUUCCAAUAACAACAAUACAGAGGGGUAGGACACUUCAAUUACCAUUAAGAUUGGCAUGGGCAUUGACAAUACACAAAUCUCAAGGGUUGACUCUUUCAAAAGCUACAAUUGAUAUAGGACCAAGAGAAAGAACAGGACUGACAUUUGUUGCAGUAUCUCGUGUGAAGUCUAUAGAAGGUCUUAGAAUAAUGCCACAAUUCACAUAUGACCAUUAUAAAAAAAUGAAAAAUGGCAAACAACUUUCCAAGCGGAAAGCUGAAGAAAACAGACUCAAAUUUUUAGAAGAUAAUUUGAUGUAA
Molecule: messenger RNA, 828 nt
Organism: Cryptomeria japonica (Japanese cedar)
Lineage: Eukaryota; Viridiplantae; Streptophyta; Pinopsida; Cupressales; Cupressaceae
Exons: 1
Coding region: 1-828 (275 amino acids)
Source: RefSeq, a predicted model, not a curated record